GUGGAUGUGUAAAACGAUGGCGGUCGCCCUGAGGAGAAGCUUGGUAACAUUGGUCAAGGACCUGGGAGUCCCCCGCUGGCAGCAGCUGGCCUCUCGACCUCUGAGUGUGUCUGCAGGGCUGUGCAAUUCAAAGUCCCCAAUGGCCCGCGCUGAUGGGACCUUCAAGGUCACAAUGGUUCCUGGAGAUGGAGUAGGACCUGAGCUGAUGACUGCUGUCAAGGAUGUCUUUAAGGCAGGAAACAUCCCUGUUGAAUUUGAGGAAUUUCAUCUGAGUGAAGUGCAAAACAUGGCCACUGAGGAGAAACUAGAGCAAGUAUUGACUUCACUGAGGAACAACAGAGUAGCUAUCAAAGGAAAGAUUCACACACCUAUGGAGUUCAAAGGAGAAUUGGCAUCAUAUGAAAUGAAACUAAGACGUAAACUGGACCUGUUUGCUAACGUGGUUCAUGUGAAUAGCCUCCCUGGUUACAACACCCGCCACAACAACCUGGACCUCGUCAUCAUCCGUGAGCAGACUGAGGGGGAGUACAGCUCACUGGAGCACGAGAGUGUAUCAGGUGUGAUUGAAUGUUUGAAGAUCAUCACCAGAGAAAAGUCACGGCGUAUCGCCAAGUUCGCCUUUGAUUACGCCACCAAGAAGGGCCGGAACAAGGUCACAGCUGUCCACAAAGCCAAUAUCAUGAAAUUAGGUGAUGGCUUGUUCCUGCAGAGUUGUGCAGAGGUGGCACAGCUGUACCCCAAAAUCAAAUACGAGAACAUAAUCAUCGACAACUGUUGUAUGCAGCUGGUUCAGAAUCCAUACCAGUUUGAUGUAUUGGUGAUGCCCAACUUGUAUGGAAAUAUUAUCGAUAAUUUGGCAGCAGGGCUGGUUGGAGGAGCAGGAGUGGUCCCUGGGGAAAGCUACAGCGCUGAAUACGCUGUGUUUGAGACGGGUGCACGCCACCCUUUUGCACAAGCUGUAGGAAGGAAUAUUGCCAACCCGACCGCCAUGCUGCUCAGUGCUGCGAAUAUGCUUCGACACCUCAAUUUGGAAUACCACUCCCAAAUGGUAACAGAUGCUGUGAAGAAGGUCAUCAAACAGGGAAAGGUGCGCACCGGAGACCUCGGGGGCUAUGCGACAAGCGAUGAAUUCACCCGGGCUGUCAUUGCUAACCUGGCAGUCUAAGCUUUGCAAAGGCAAAUCUGUCAGCUGCUAAGACGCACACAUGCAGUCUGGCAUUAAUGUAUUUCAUCAAGACCUUGAGCACGUCAUUUAUUCUUGCGCACAGCUAAAUGCGAAGGAAAUACACAGAUAUGUUUGCUAACUUCCUGCUUUUUACAUCACAAUACCAUUAUAAAGUCCUAAUCUGCACAAUCAGCUGCUCCCCCAGUCAAUCCCGUUGUGCUCUUAUCCUAUAAUUUCUGUGUUACGGGUUUAUUUCAGGAGAUUAACCAUCAGUCAAAACAUGAUGGAUAUGUACUACUUAUUUAUUAACUUUAAGUUGUGGCGUAUUCUUCAUUUAUGAUGCAUUUUGAAUAAUAAAUGAGAUGUGUGAAAUAUUUGUAUCGCUCCUAAUG
Nematolebias whitei (Rio pearlfish) is the source of this 1557-nucleotide messenger RNA. RefSeq names its product isocitrate dehydrogenase (NAD(+)) 3 non-catalytic subunit beta (gene idh3b). The transcript has 11 exons. Gene Ontology annotation, cellular component: mitochondrion. Bases 5 to 1165 code for a protein of 386 amino acids. The record is from RefSeq and is a predicted model, not a curated record. NCBI's taxonomy places the organism in Eukaryota, Metazoa, Chordata, Actinopteri, Cyprinodontiformes, Rivulidae. Gene Ontology annotation, biological process: tricarboxylic acid cycle; isocitrate metabolic process. Gene Ontology annotation, molecular function: NAD binding; magnesium ion binding; oxidoreductase activity, acting on the CH-OH group of donors, NAD or NADP as acceptor.